GAGAAUCUUAUGGGUCACUUUUGCUUGUCAUUUUUACCAUAGGACUAAAGAAUUCCUUAAAAUUCAGCCGCCAUUGAUGAUCACCUUCCAAGAAGCUGAUUCGGGCAGUUGGUUCCAAUUCAGUUAAUUCUACCCAGAAAAACUAGUACAACGUUGUCAUAAUUUAAUACUUCCCAGAGACAGAAAAUCAAUUGUGUUAGUAUUGUAUUACUAACAAAGAUUCAAACUUGUACACCUCUUACCUUGAACAUUAACAAAAUCAAUCAGUUAGGAGUUCUCCGGUUAUUUUUUUCCUUCCGUAAGCCGCCUGUUAGCCCAAAUGUUUGGUAGCUCAAACUUGUGCUAAAACAGUAGCAGAUGUUAUUUGCUGCGAAAAUUUGUUCAUAGAAGAGCUUCAAGAACCAAUUUUUUCAUCAUGAAAUCUGGGUUCUUGAUUCUUUUUUCACUACUCUUGCUUUCAGUAUGCCUCCUUCCAGUUUAUUCUUCAUCACCACCGCCUUCCAACAAUAUCAGCUCCUCAAGUGAAUGUCCAAUGGAUCUAAAUUAUGUUCUGAGAAUUCCAUGGUCAACUGGUGACUGCAAAAACCCUGCAAAUUCUAAGGCAAACCCUCAAGUACCACCUACUGUUAUGGAUAAUUCUUCUUCUUCUUCUUCUUCUUCUUCAAGCUCAGGGAAUGGUGGCAAGUGUUGCCAGACCCUUCUUUCCCUUUAUGGGAUAGGAUUAGCAGAACGUCUCAAAGCUACUAAUGGGUUCAAUUUACCCAAUUUAGAAACCUCGGUUUCCUGCCUGAAUGAUUUUCAAUCCAAGCUCAAUAAACUUUCUCUUUCCCCUGAUCUGACUUCUACCUGCUUUGACCCUCUUCAGUUUGUGACCUCUCCCAACGUUUGUGCAUCAAUUCAGACGACUCAAGAUUGGGUGAAGGCUUUGGGUCCUUCAACUGUUUUGGACACUGCUUGUAAGCCGGAUCUUACUGAUCUCACUGCUUGUGAUGCCUGUGUGGCUGCUGGCUUGCAGAUUCAGUCAAAAUUGAUUGGGAUUGAUGGUAAUAAGUCUCACUCUGUAUCAUGCUUUUAUUUCAGUAUUCUUUAUGCUGCUGGUGUUGUCAAUGAGUUUGGACCUCAAAGCAAUGCUGCCAUUUCUUGCAUUUUCAAUCUUCAAGUUAAGCCUAAAAAGAAACAUACAGCUUUGAGAUUUGGACUGGCUGGUGCGGGUUCAGCGGUUUUCGUGAUGAUCUUGUUGUUGGUUCUUUAUGUUUGGUGGGUUCAGAAGAGGAGAAAAUAUGAGAGUUCUGAAUUACGUUUAGGAGAAAUGGAGUCUAGACCAAGAAUGAGGCCUAAUACAGUUUCAAUCUGGUUCAAGAUUCAUGAACUUGAGAAGGCUACUGAAAAUUUUUCAUCUAAGAAUUUCAUUGGUAGGGGAGGAUUUGGCAUUGUUUACAAGGGUACACUCUCGGAUGGAACUGUUGUUGCUGUCAAAAGAGUUAUAGAGUCUGAUUUCGAAGGAAAUGAUGAGUUUUGCAAUGAAGUAGAGAUUAUUAGCAAUUUAAAGCAUCGAAAUCUGGUACCGCUUAGAGGUUGUUGUGUGACGGAUGAAGAUGAAAAUGGUGGACAAGGAGAUAGCCACAGGUACCUUGUAUAUGACUACAUGCCUAAUGGGAAUCUUGAAGACCAUUUGUUUUCAACUGUUGAGGGCGGAAGUAGGAAGCCCCCAUUAACAUGGCCUCAAAGAAAAAACAUAAUUCUGGAUGUGGCAAAAGGCCUUGCUUAUCUGCACUAUGGAGUAAAGCCUGCAAUUUAUCAUAGAGACAUCAAAGCUACUAACAUACUGUUAGAUGCUGACAUGAGGGGGAGAGUUGCAGAUUUCGGGUUGGCAAAGCAGAGCAGGGAAGGGCAGUCUCAUCUCACAACCAGGGUGGCUGGAACACAUGGAUAUCUGGCACCAGAGUACGCGCUUUAUGGCCAGUUAACAGAGAAAAGUGAUGUAUACAGCUUUGGUGUGGUUAUUCUGGAGAUAAUGUGUGGGAGAAAGGCUCUUGAUUUAUCUUCAGGUUCGGCGCGAGCUUUUCUAAUUACUGAUUGGGCAUGGUCACUGUUGAAAUCUGGGAAGAUUGAAGAAAUAUUGGACCCUUGUUUGGUGAAGAAUGAGGAUUCAGAAACUGCUAAUCCAAAGGGAAUCAUGGAGAGGUUUGUACAAGUUGGAAUAUUGUGUGCACAUGUGAUGGUGGCUUUGAGGCCAACCAUUAUGGAUGCAUUGAAGAUGUUAGAAGGAGAUAUUGAGGUUCCUGAAAUUCCAGAUAGACCGGCACCUCUUUUGCAUCCGUCCUUUCAAGGAGGCGAUGAUAAUGGUUUCAGCAAAUCUCCAGCUUGGAGUGCUUUCGAGUUGAAUUCAGGUGAGAUGCUCAGAUGACGAGUGGCAUUCCUUAGUUGAACUUUUACUCCUUCCAGUUUCCCAGAGGAAAACUGUGAAAGGCCAAAACUUUUGGAUGUUUUGAUAGAGAUCAGAGAUGACAGUAGUUUCUGUAUAUUUUCUCAUUUGAAGGUCUAAACAUGGAAUAGCUGAUAGACAGUCCACAGAAAACGGUACAUCAUACAGUUUUUAUGUACACUUUUUGAAGCAUGUAACGCAUACUCAUCAAUAUAUAAUAUCAGAAAUACUCCCCCCGUCCCAUAAUUAUUGUCCACUUUGCCCAAAAAAUUUUGUCCCAAAAUUAUUGUCCAAUUU
Messenger RNA from Oldenlandia corymbosa var. corymbosa, 2722 nucleotides. The record is from the annotation of a GenBank genome assembly. Lineage: Eukaryota; Viridiplantae; Streptophyta; Magnoliopsida; Gentianales; Rubiaceae.